ACGAAGCUCUUCCGAUCUCCUGUGAGGAGAUAAAGUUAGUCUCCACGUUGGAAGGAAACCGCCGAGGUUUGUUGUUUUUGUUUCCACACGGAGAGGACAGUCCACAGACAGGACCUGAGGGGGACACCUGGAGCUCGACGAACACGGAAGGUCUUCUGUUUGUCCAUGAGACCCACGAAGACCCAGAAGAAAACUUUUCCUGGGACACGAAGUUGUCAUGCGGGUGGAAGUUCAACAAUAGAGCGAGUCUGCCUCGAGGACAGUCUGUGAGUUUCUGUGGAAACAAGGCUCGAACUUUAUGUCUGGGAAAAUGGAAGCGACUUUUUACGACGAAGCUGCGUCCAACUGCGAGCAGGACGGUUCGGCUGGGUUCGGCUUCAACCCCAGAACCCUCAAACAGACCAUGACUCUGGACCUGAACCAGCCCAAGAGCUUUAAAGCCCAGCUGGGGGCCAAGGCCCUGGACAUCCUCACGUCCCCGGACGUGGGCCUCCUGAAGCUGGCCUCCCCGGAGCUGGAGCGGCUCAUUAUCCAGUCCUGCAACGGCCUCACGACCCCCACCCCGACCCACUUCCUCGGGCCCAAGACCACCACGGACGAGCAGGAAGGCUUCGCCGAAGGCUUCGUGCGGGCCCUGGCCGAGCUCCACUACCAGCAAAUACCCACCGCCCUCCCGGACGCGCCGCCCGCCGUGUCCGGGCCGGGGGGCGGUGCCAGCGCGGGGGCUCCGUACAGCUGCUCGGCGCGCGCGGAGCCGCCCGAGUACACGAGCCUGGCCGCGUUCAGCCGGACCUCCGGACCCGAGAGGCCCGACAGCUACCCGGCCGCCCCGCAGCACCGGCGGCUGCACGCGCUCAAAGAGGAGCCGCAGACCGUGCCCGAGAUGAGCGGGGACACCCCCCCGCUGUCCCCCAUCGACAUGGAGAACCAGGAGCGCAUCAAGGCCGAGAGGAAGCGCAUGAGGAACCGGGUGGCCGCGUCCAAGUGCCGGAAGAGGAAGCUGGAGCGGAUCUCCAGGCUGGAGGAGCGGGUCAAGAACCUGAAGAGCCAGAACACCGAGCUGGUGUCCUCCGCUAAUGUCCUCCGGGACGAGCUGGCCCUCCUCAAACAGAAGGUCAUGGAGCACGUGAGCAGCGGCUGUCAGCUCAUCCUGACCCAGCAGCUCCAGGCCUACUGAACACUGGGGGUGGGGGGGGCACCUUCACGUGCUGUCCAGGAGCACUCAACUAGUCUUCCACUUCCGUUUGUUUUGGAUUUGCACAGAACUCAGACUGGUCCAGCUAGAUCCAGGUCCAGAUGGAUCCUGGAGCGCUGGGUGGCUCAGGGUCUCGUGCAGCUCUGGCACCAGAACCACACUAAGCUUUAACACGUCCUGGACUUUAAGGAGUUCCCGCCUUCCUUUGAUCUCUUGUUUACCUGAAAAUACUUUGUAAUAUUUGUACGCUGCAUUUAGAGCACUUCACUGUAUAAAAAUGAAUAAAGUAAACCUGGACUACUUUUGAGUCUCAGACGGGGUCUGUUGUUGA
Molecule: messenger RNA, 1526 nt
Organism: Nematolebias whitei (Rio pearlfish)
Lineage: Eukaryota; Metazoa; Chordata; Actinopteri; Cyprinodontiformes; Rivulidae
Product: transcription factor AP-1
Exons: 3
Coding region: 299-1177 (292 amino acids)
Biological process (GO): regulation of transcription by RNA polymerase II; regulation of cell cycle; regulation of cell population proliferation
Cellular component (GO): transcription regulator complex
Molecular function (GO): transcription factor binding; RNA polymerase II cis-regulatory region sequence-specific DNA binding; DNA-binding transcription factor activity, RNA polymerase II-specific
Source: RefSeq, a predicted model, not a curated record